This is a messenger RNA of Ornithorhynchus anatinus (platypus), 897 nucleotides long. RefSeq names its product keratin-associated protein 10-7-like. Gene Ontology annotation, cellular component: keratin filament. The transcript has a single exon. NCBI's taxonomy places the organism in Eukaryota, Metazoa, Chordata, Mammalia, Monotremata, Ornithorhynchidae. Bases 1 to 897 code for a protein of 298 amino acids. The record is from RefSeq and is a predicted model, not a curated record.
AUGGCCGCCACCUACUGCCCCGGGCCCUGCCUUCCCAUGGAUUCUGCCGUCUCCGUCUGCUCGAGCGAGGGCAGUUGCGGGAGCCUCGUCUGCCUGCCCGGUUCUUGCAACGUUUCAUCCUACGCCCCGGACAACUGCCGAGAGACCUGCUGCGAACCUCCCUGCUGCGCGCCACCCUGUUGCGAACCCAGCUGCUGCCAGCCCGUUUGCUGCAGCAUGGUGUGUUGCCCACCCCCCUGCCGCGUGGCUCUCCUCUGCCGACCGGUUUGCGGCGUGCCCGCCUGCUGCCAGUCGGCCUGUGGUCCCAGCACCUGCCGGUCGGCCUGCACCGGCUCCUGCUCGCCAUCUUGUUGCCAACAGUCUUGCGGCCAAGCCUCCUGCUGCCAGUCAGCUGGCUGCCAAGACUCCUGCGGUCAAGACUCUUGCUGCCAAGACCCUUGCUGCCAAUCAACUGGCUGUCAAGACUCUUGCUGCCAAUCAUCUGGCUGCCAAAGCUCUUGUUGCAUCCCAGUUUGCUGCAAACCAGUCUGCUGCACUCCAGUAUGCUGCAAGCCAGUCUGCUGCACCCCAGUAUGCUGCAAGCCAGUCUGCUGCGUGUCCACCCCCUGCCCGAGCGCUUCCUGCGGAGACUCCUGCUGCCAGCCCUCUUGCUGCGCCUCCACCUGCCGCCGGCCCGCUUCCUGCGUAUCCCUCCUCUGCCGCCCAGUUUGCAGCCGCCCGGUCUGUUGCGUGCCCGUCUGCUGCAAGCCGGCUAGUUGCGUCCCCGGCUGCUGCGCGCCUGCCCCCUGCCAGCCCUCUUGCUGCCGUGCCGCUUCCUGCGUCUCUGUGAUCUGCCGACCCGUCUGCGGCCGACCCGCUUGCUGCGGGGUCUCUUCCGGGCAGAAGUCUUGCUGCUGA